Messenger RNA from Closterium sp. Yama58-4, 2955 nucleotides. The record is from the annotation of a GenBank genome assembly. Lineage: Eukaryota; Viridiplantae; Streptophyta; Zygnematophyceae; Desmidiales; Closteriaceae.
CCAACCGCGUGGCGGACGUGAACGAGAUGUGGAAGGAGCGGGAGCUGGAGCUUGCAGAAAGCCGGAGAGAGACACGCGGAGAUUCAGCCGAGCGACUGAUGACGCCCAGGGAUGCGAGGGGAGGAGGCAGCGAGAAGGAACAGAGGUUGGAUGGGACAUGCGAAUAUGACACUGGUAUAGGAGAUGCUGGGCACAGGGAGACGCUAAGGGGAAAAGAGCACAAGAAGAGGCCGAGGCAGGAUGAUGGAGAGGGAGUGGGUGUGGGCAGCUGGAGCGAUGCCGAUGCGGAGCAGAAGGGCAUUGACGACUCUGACCUUCUUACUUUCCUCAAGACUAAGGCCAAGAGAGGCAGAGGAGCCAUUGGAUCCAGGGCUGAUGCAUGGGGAUCGGAGCCACCUUCUGUACUCGCACCUGUGCAGGGAGGCACAGAGGAGGGAAGUGGAGCAGUGAGCAUGCUGCUGGCGCGAGUGAGGGAGGAGUGGGUGGACAGCGUGGUUGCUGGGAAAGGUAGAGGGCUAUCAGCCUCAUGGGCAGCUGCUGGCCCUGCUGCUUUUGCUGGUAGUGCUGAUGUUGCUGGUAAUGGUCAUGCUGCAGGUCGAGUUGGUGGUGCUUCUGCUGGAGGGGCAGAUGGCCGUUGGAUUCGAGGCGUUGCACUGGAUGAGUGGCCUCGUAGAACCGCUGCUGCCAUGCCGAACGUCGACUGUAGAAUGUACGAGGCGAAGUUUCCAGAGGUAGAGCAGGUGGUGAUGGUUCAAGUUAAGAACAUCGCCGAUAUGGGCGCGUACGUCUCGCUUCUUGAGUACAACAAUAUCGAGGGUAUGAUUCUCUUAUCGGAGCUGUCCCGUCGUCGCAUUCGCUCUAUAUCGAGUCUGAUCAAGGUCGGCCGGCAAGAGCCCGUCAUGGUGGUCCGCGUGGACAAGCAGAAGGGUUAUAUCGAUUUAUCGAAGCGGCGUGUAUCGGAGGAGGAGGUGGCGGCGUGCGAGGAGAAGUAUAACAAGUCCAAGAUGGUCCACAGCAUCAUGCGCCACGUGGCAGAGACGUCCGGCGUCGAUGUCGAGGAGCUAUACACGAACGUGACGUGGCCGCUGUACCGCAAAUACGGGCAUGCGUUCGAGGCGUUUAAGCUGGUGGUGACGGAUCCAGACGCGGUGCUGGGGGGGCUCACCAAGGAGAUCACGGAGAUAGGCGAAGAUGGCAAGGAGGUGAAGAGGGAGGUGCCAGCAAUGCCGGAAGACGUGAAGGCGAACCUGAUUGCCAACAUUCGCCGCAGAAUGACCCCGCAGCCCCUCAAGAUCCGAGCUGACAUCGAGCUCAAGUGCUUCCAUUAUGAUGGCGUGCUGCACAUCAAGGACGCCAUGCGCCGGGCGGAGCAGGAGAGCGAGGAGGACUGUGCAGUGCGCAUUGUGCUCGUGGCGCCGCCGCUUUACGUCCUCACCACCUUCACGCUCGCCAAGGACAAGGGCAUUGCAGUGUUGGAGCGGGCCAUCCGAGCAGCGAGUGAGGAGAUCGACAAGCACAAGGGCAAGCUCACAGUCAAAGAGGCUCCGCGCGCGGUGAGCGACCGCGAUGACCGGUUGCUGGCAGAGCACAUGCAGAAGCUGACAGAUGCCAACGCUGAGGUGGAUGGUGAUGUGGACAGCGAGGAUGAGGAUGAGGGCAUGGGCUCCGUUGACCUUGACAACGCCGAGAUCCUGCGGGAGAACAAGCGCACGGUGGACCGGUCGAUUCGGGGGCUGGAUGAGAUCCUGCGGGAGAACAAGCGCAUGCUGGACCGGUCGAUACGGGAGCUGGACCGCGAGCGGGCGCAGCUGCAGCAGCAGGAGAAGAAGCUCGUGGCUGACAUCAAGAAGUCGGCAAAGCAAGGGCAGAUGGGUGCGGUGCGGGUGAUGGCCAAGGAUCUGAUUCGCACGCGACAUCAGAUCACCAAGUUCUACGGGCUCAAAUCGCAGCUGCAGGGCGUGUCCCUUCGGAUACAGACCCUCAAGUCGACCCAGGCCAUGGCGGAUGCAAUGAAGGGGGUAACCAAGGCCAUGCGAUCCAUGAACAAACAGCUCAACCUGCCAGCUCUGCAAAAGGUGAUGCGGGAGUUUGAGAUGGCGAAUGAGCGCAUGGAGAUGACGUCAGAGGUGAUGGGCGACGCCAUAGAUGAUGCGAUGGAGGGCGAUGAGGAGGAGGAGGAGACGGAGGAGCUGAUCAACGAGGUGCUGGAUGAGAUCGGCAUCGACAUCAACCAGCAGCUCAUGAAUGCGCCAACACCAGCAGCCCCGCAGGCACAGACAACAGGCAAGGUGGCACAGGCAGAUGCAGUGGGUGCUGCCAUGCGACCAGCGACGCAGCAGGAAGAGGCGUUUCUCGAAAUGGAGGAGGAGAUCGAGGCACUCGGGAUUAUGAAUCUCGCGAACGAUCCACCGUCGAUUGAAGUUACCGAAGAAGUAGAGACAUUCAACCAAGAGGAAGAGUUGAGAAAGUGGAACGAAGCUCAGCUUCAGGACCGCCUGUGCAUGGAGGCGGAGGAGCACUUCGGGUUUGAGGAGGUGGCAGCAAGGCGGGCUCUGGAGGAGCUGUACCGGCCAUAUGAGAAGAACCUAGACUUCAUGCGCACAGUGCAGAACGGCGCUUUCCUGCUGGUGGACGAGCAGCGUGCGGAGCGGGCGAGCUACCGGGAGCUGGUGGUGCUGCGGCAUGCAACUGAGCGGCUGCUGCGUGUGGUGGACACGUCCAUGCACUCCGUCAUCCAGAGAGAGCGGCAUGCAGCACGCAGGGAGCUGGCAGCAGCGCAGAGGGCAAGGCGAGAGGCGGAGGUGAGGCAGCAGCAGUGCGGGCGGCUGGAGAGGGAGCUUGGCGAGGAGAGGAGCCAACAUGCUGCCGUUGCGGCUCUGCUGGAAGCGGAGAGGGAUCGCAGCACGUGCCGCAUCUGCUACACCAAGGAGCGAAAUGUGCUGCUUCUUCCCUGCA